ACCUAUAUAAGUCUCCUUUCUAUUCUCAUGUAAUGUAAUCAUAGAUUGUCAUAUGAAUGAAGUUCAUUGAUUUAUGACGGAUUAAAAUGCAACAAACUACGAUUAUAUAUGAAUGUUAUUUUUGCGAAUGAAAAGGAGAGUAACAAGUGUAAAAUGUAAAUUGAUGAAACAAUGGGAAAAUGGUGAUGUGUACUGUGAGCUUUUGGAAUGGGUUCUCAAACAUUGGAAAUUUUGAGACAAGGCGUCUGGGCGAGCCUGACAGGAGGCUGGUUUUACGAUCCUCAUCUCGAUGUUUUUUCAAAUACCUUUCAUCUUUACGUAUGGCUCUUCUUACUUUGUUUGCCGUUCACAAUAUAUCUUUACUUUCCACCGACUCUUUUUGUAUGGCUCGCGUAUUGUUCGUCAAUUGUCCUCCUUUUCGGGACAAUUAAGUGUGUUAAUCACGCUCUUCAUUGUGUUUAUGAUACCACUGAGUGUCAUGAAGAACCAGGUCAAAAUGUUUGUCAACAAAAAUCGGAAAGUGAAAAAAAACGCGCCGCUCGCAUUAAAAGACGAGAUCCAUCCCAGGAUCAAAUGGAUCUUGGAAUAGAACUUCAAGUUCUAAAUGGAAAAACAGAUACACCUCCUGUGGAAUGUUCUUCUCGUAAUUCAUACAUAGAACCAAAUAACAUUCAUAAUGUAGACGCCGAUAGUAUAACAUCGGAUUAUGCACGUGAUAAGCCGAGUUCAACAAUAGAUUUGAAAGUUGAAAUUCAUAGGAAAAAUAGUUCAGAAAGUUCUGAAGAAACAUCACAAUUAAAUAAACCAAUGAUAAGCAAUAUAAAUGUACAUGUGCCAGAAUUGCUUUCACCGCAGGAAAUUGAAGCUCCUUACAGAAGUAGAUUGAAUGCGAUGCCAGAAUGGCGAUUGAGAAGACAAAAAUGUGUUGCUAUAGCGGAAGAGGAUCGUUCAGUGACACGUAAAUUAAGUCGACAUGCUUCAGAGGAUUCUCGAAGUAGACGAAGUAGGCAUUCGAAGCAAAAAAUUUUAGGUAAAACAGGUUCAGAGAGUCAAAUUAAACAAACAGGAUCAAUGGAAUUGGAGCCACAUGUUGAUGAAUUUCAUUAUUGGAAAUCAAAUCAAAGUGUUCGUAGACUUAAUUCGAAUUCAAUUCCCCUGGAAACACAUUUAAUAAACGAUCAUCCACAAAGUCUUGAGAUAAUCUCGAAAAAAGAUGACAAUGAUAAAAAUAAAAUACCAUCCCAUCCUCAAUCACUAGAAGUUAUUCCUAAACGAACGCAUCAACAAUUAGUUCAUCCACAAAGUCUUGAAACUAUCGGUGCAUCGAAUAAAAAUUCUAACACUUCUGAUGACAAUAAUUUACCACUUCAUCCGCAAAGUUUGGAAACAAUAAAUUCAAAGAAGGUACUGACACAAAAUACUUUAAAACGAAAUCAAUUGCAAUUGCUGCCAUUUUUGAGUGGAUCGGAAAUUGUUCAUUCAAUCGCAGAACAAAGUGAUGAACAAUUUACAAAUGAGAAUUCAGGCGCUUUUACUCUACGUGAUUCCUAUAGUCCAUUAUUAACGCGCAAAGAAAUAGAAUACACUAAUAAUUCAAAUCGUGAUAGAAGUCUAAGCACUGGAGGAUCGGAGGAUAGAUUUUUAAGUAGGUUUAUUGGCGAUACAGCAGUUGAUAAUAAUUCAGCAAAUUCUCGCGAUGCAUUACUCGAGGAUCCGGAAGUUUGUUCAAAAAGAAGAUUCAGCAAUGCAAGUCAAAGUAGUUCGGAAUUAUCUGACGGUGAAAGUAGACGUGAAAAACGACGUCAAAAAAGAUGUGAAAAAUUAAAAAGUCUAGAUGAUCCACUUACGGGAAGUAUCGUUGGAAUUAAUUGGCUCUUUGAGAAUGGUGAAUUUGGAGUUGAUACCUGGGCGAAUAAAAAUCUACAUACAAAGGAACCGGAUUCAGGUUCAUCGAGUACAACAACACUUAGCAUUGAAAAUGAAGUACAACUUAAACGUAAACUUCUUCUCACAUCCGAGGUGGACAAUAAACGUCAACAAGGAGCAAUUCCAAAGCAAAGUUGUUCAAAAAUACCAUCCGAAUUGGCAAACAAUGAAAGUACAACAAGUUCUGAGGCAAGUCGACGUUUAAAUAUUGAGGCGAGUCGUCGUAAGCCAAAACGAAAAAUUGACAUUAAUCGCGAGAGAAAAAAGAGAAAAUUAGAAAAAAUAAGCGGUUCAAAUAAUGAAUUAAGUACAUUACUUCCAAGUCCAGCGCCACCAUUAUUGGCAGCACUUCUCAACACUGGCACUGCUAUUGGUAAUGAAUUACCAAAUCCAAAUAAUAUACUUCCAGAACCAAGACUUGUACGCUCAUCACAAACACGAAAUAUGAGAACUCGUCAACGACGUUUAAAACGACCAAAUCGAACACAUCGCGGUACAAGAUUAAAUCGUGACGAUUCACUUGUACCAUUAACAGCACUCUUUGGUUUAUUAUCAAAUGGCGAAUGUCAUCUCGCAACUAGUCACAAUGAUACAUCCGAGGGUGCAGUACAUUGUUUUCGUGAUGAUAAUGGACGUUGGUUGGCCUAUACAUUCGAUCAAAAAGGUUCUGGUUUUCCAUCGGUAACACGUUAUUCAUCAUCAAAUCAUAAUGAAAAAUUACUAAAUACCUUAUUGCGACAACAAAUUAAUCAAAAUCUUCAUUCAAAUACAAAUUGGGAAUUUCCCGAUUCAUUGAGUAAUAGUUACAGUAGCCUCUCGUUAAAUUCAGCGGGCCUUACUGUUAUUAUUGAUACACCACCUGCCUUAUCGAGUCCAACAAAUAAUAAUAACAAUAAUAAUAAUAAUAAUAACAAUAAUAAUAAUAAAAUACAAAAUCUCCCUCCAAAUUUAAUAAUUUCGUCAAAUACAAGAAAUUUAAAUCAAUGUAUCAUUGAUACAACAUCGCCAUUAACGACAAUGAUGGCCGAUAGAAAUCGACGUUUACAAAGUCUUUUUGGUAAUUUUAAUCCAAAUUCAUAUCAAAAUGAUGGUAAUCAACCGGUAUUAACAUUACCAAUUCAAUUGGAAGGUGAUAAUAGUGCAAAUUUACCAUGGAAUCGUUUAUUGGAUGGUUUACAAAAUUCAAAUGAACAAAAAUCAAAAACGUCGAAACAUUAUUAUAAAUGGAAAUUAGGAAAAUUACCAAGUAUUAAAGUGAGAUUUGAUCGUUUAGCAUUAUUGGCAUUACUUGAUAGAAAUUUAACUAUUCUUGAAACAAUUGUUGCAACAUUAUUGGCUAUUACUGUCGCUGGUUUAGGUUUAAUGUUACUACAAUUGGGUUUCUAUAGGGAUAUAUUUGCAUUUAUUUUCUGUUUUGUAACAGCUGGUUGUCAAUAUUCGCUAUUAAAAUCUGUACAACCUGAUGCAGCAUCACCAACACAUGGUUUUAAUCGUGUUAUUGUUUUUUCAAGACCUGUUUAUUAUAUAAUAUUCGCUGGUCUUAUAUUAAUAUUUAAUGAGGCAUUAAAAAAUUUUCAAAAUUCCGAUUUUCUUGUUUAUGGAAUUAAAGUUGCCAAUUAUGAUGUUAUAUUACAGGCACGUAAUGUUUUACUUAUUUUUCUUCUUUGUUUUCCAAUUGUCUUUUCAUUGGGAUUAUUUCCGCAAAUUAAUACAUUUCUCAUGUAUCUAUGCGAGCACAUUGAUAUACAUAUUUUUGGCGGUAAUGCAACAACAAGUCUCAUAUCAUCGGCAUAUUGUCUUUUUCGUAGUUUUCUCACUAUUAUGAUUUUAUAUGGUUUUGCAUAUGGAGCAUUAAGAGAGGAGAAAUCAUCGCAACAUAUAUUAUUUUCAAUAUUUAUGGGAUUAUUAAUGGCAGUUGCUUAUCAUUUAAGUCGUUCAUCAUCGGAUCCAAGUGUAAUUUGGGAAAUUGUUAAAACAAAUCUUUGGCCACCUGAUUAUAUUGAUGAAAAAAUUGAUGAUAAUAUAAAAAAAGAGAAAGAUAUUGAAAAAGAAAGGAAAAUUGAUGAAAAAGAAAAUAAAGUAAAAAUUUCAACAAGAAAAAAAGAUGUGAAAAUAAAUAUUGGUGAGGAAAUAUCUGAUUCAGAACUUAUUGAUCCACUGCCAAUGAAAUUGAGAGCAACAAUAAAAGCAAGAUUGAAAAAUGAUUUAAUUGUAUGCGCUGUAAUUGGAAUAUUGACAUUUGCAAUACAUUCAUCGACAGUAUUUACUGCACUUCAACCUGAAUUAAAUCCAAUUUUAUGGGGUAUCACAAGUUUUUUGGGUUUUCUUCUUCAUUAUAUUGUACCACAAUUAAGAAAACAAUUACCAUGGCAAUGUCUUGCAAGGCCUGUUUUAAGAAGUCAUGAAUAUGCACAAUUUGAAGUACGCGAACCAGUGAGAAUAAUGUGGUUUGAAAAAAUUUAUGUCUAUCUUUGUUUUUUGGAGAGAAAUAUUCUUUAUCCAAUUGUCUUCCUUGGUGCAUUAACUGAAUGUUCAAAUAAAAUUGCCCUUAAAUAUGGUGUGACAAUUGGUGCAUUAUUAAUUGUUAUUUGUGGAUUAAAAUCAUUGAGAUCUUCCUAUUCGGAUCCAUCGACAAGAUAUUUGGUAUUAAUAUUUGCUGUUUUAUUUUUUAAAAUUGAUUUCAAAGGUUUUAGUGAGACAUUUGUUAUUGAUUAUUUUGUCACUGGUAUUGCAUUUGCAAAAAUUUAUGAAUUAUUAUUAAAAAUACGAUUUAUUGUGACUUAUAUUGCGCCAUGGCAAAUCACAUGGGGAAGUGCAUUUCAUGCAUUUGCACAACCAUUUUCGGUACCACAUUCGGCAAUGUUAUUUCUUCAGGCGGGUAUAUCGGCAAUUUUUAGUACUCCAUUGAAUCCAUUAUUGGGAAGUGCAAUUUUCAUUAGUUCUUAUGUGAGGCCAGUGAAAUUUUGGGAGAGAGAUUAUAAAACAAGACGUGUUGAUCAUUCAAAUACAAGAAUGUCAUCGCAUCUUGAACGUAAUUUGGGAGCUGAUGAUAAUAAUUUGAAUUCAAUAUUUUAUGAACAAUUAACGAGAUCAUUGCAACAUAGUUUAUAUGGUGAUCUUGCUCUUGGUCGAUGGGGUAAUGUUGAGCAGGGUGAUUGUUUUCUUUUGGCUUCUGAUUAUUUGAAUUGUCUUGUGCACAUGGUUCAAUUGGGCAAUGGAUUGGUGACAUUUCAAUUGAGAGGAUUGGAAUUUCGUGGGACUUAUUGUCAACAGCGAGAGGUCGAGGCGAUUUCCGAAGGAAUUGAAGACAAUGAUAAUUGUUGUUGUUGUGAAAUUGGACAUUUUUCAAAUGUCUUGAGUGUUAAUGCUGCAUUUAGUCAACGAUGGCUCGCUUGGGAAGUGGCGAGUGCAAAAUAUGUUUUAGAAGGUUACUCAAUAUCGGACAAUUCAGCUGCAUCAAUGUUACAAGUCUUUGAUUUUCGUAAAGUUCUCGUUACAUAUUAUGUUAAAAGCAUUAUAUUUUAUACGAUAAAAUCGACAAAAUUAAAACAAUGGCUCGAUAAUACGGAAAUAAUUGAUGCACUAAAACCAACACUUGAAAAGAAUUUUGUCGAUCUUGAUCCUGUUUUUAAUAUGAAUAUCGAUGAGGAUUUUGAUUUUCGAGCUAGUGGAAUAACGAGAAAUAGUUUUUGUAAUGUUUAUCUUGAUUGGAUUCAAUUUUGUGCUGUUAAAAACGACAAGUUGAUGGAAAGAUCACGAGAUUCCAGUCUUGUGUCACUUUGUCUGGCAUUGAGUUUACUGGGAAGACGUGUUUUAGGAAAUGCUUCACAUAAUACUGUUUCGAGUGUGGAAUUUUUUUUAUAUGGACUUCACGCUUUAUUUAAAGGAGAUUUUCGUAUAACUUCGGUACGUGACGAAUGGGUUCUUCACGAUGUUGAUUUACUUCGAAGUGUAGUUGCCAAAGGUGUUAGAAUGGCUUUAAAAUUGCAUCAGGAUCAUUUUAUGAGUCCCGAGCAAUAUGAAGAGGCCUCAGCACUUCACGAAGCAAUUGACAAUCAUAAUCAAAAUCUUGUUAUUAGUCAUGAGGCCGAUCCACUUUGGAGAAAUGCCAUUCUCAGCGGUGCACCUAGUCUCUUGGCUCUCAGGCAUGUUUUGGAUGAUGGUAUCGAUGAAUAUAAAGUAAUAAUGUUGAACAAACGUUUUUUAAGUUUUCGUGUGAUAAAAAUGAAUCGUGAAUGUGUUCGUGGUCUUUGGGCUGGCCAACAGCAGGAGCUUGUUUAUUUGCGAAAUAGAAAUCCAGAACGUGGCUCGAUACAAAAUGCAAAGCAAGCUUUACGAAAUAUCAUAAAUAGCUCUUGUGAUCAACCAAUUGGAUAUCCCAUUUAUGUGUCGCCAUUGACAACCAGUUAUGCUGAGACCAAUGAACAAUUGUGUUCAAUUAUCGGUGGACCUUUAAGUCUCGGUGCAAUUAAAAAUACUGUUCUUAAAUUAUGGCGAAGAAUAAGAAGAAGAUGCGGUCAGGGAUGUUCGUCGGGUGGUACGGCGUCACAAGACGAUGGUGGAUUUGGAAACGAUGGUGUUUAUGCAAUGACCACUUACAAUAUUCAUUCUGGUUACAGUCAAUCGGGCAAUUUGGCUUCUUUAGGUGGCAAUAGAGGUUCCCUUGUUUCUGUGGGCAAACCUACAAGUUCGACUUUGGCUAGUCUUGCAGGAUUACUUAGUAGCAGUGACAUGAAAGUCGAAUCAAAGAGUGAAACUAGUUUUACAUCAAAAUUGGAGAAAGAAGAAGUCUUACAGCGAGUUCGUAUAAUGGAUCCAAAUCACGUGUACGAUGCAAUAAAUCUUGGCCGUCGAAUAGAUGUAAUUUGGCCGGAUGAAAAAAUGAGACAAUUGGGAGGUCGAUCAGGAUGGCAGCAUUGGGUACCAAUUCGAGGUAUGGAAGGUUGUGUUGUUCAUCGUUGGUCGCCAAAUCAUCGUGAUCCAAAUCGUCGUUCGCACGUUGAUAAAGUAAUACUUCUCGUUAAAAUUGAAGAAAAAUAUGUUCCAAUUGCAGAACAGGGUGUAAGAGACUUAGGAGCUGAAGUUUAAUACUAUAUUUUUUAGAGGCAGAAAAAAAAACCCCUCUUUCCUCUCUUUUAAACAAAAGGCAUUUCAAUUUCAACAUUCUCACUGAACCAAAAAAAAAAAGAAAAGUCAUCGCGUGACAGAAAAUAAAUUUAUUUUGCAAUUUUAAAUAUUCCAAAAAUAAACUGCAAUACUUGAGAAAUUCUAAGGAAAAAAAAAAAAUACUGCCUUUUAUAAGUAAGUUUCAAUUUUCAUACAUAUUUUUUUUCUUUUGAUAUUAAUCUAAUUUAUUGUGCCCGAUUUUCUUAACUUAAAAUCUAUUCAAAUCAACAAUUUUUGCAAAUUAAAAUAAUAUUUCAAGACAAAAAAAAGUGGAAAAACAAUUUUUUAAGUACAAAAUUUAUUUUACAUAUAAUUUCUCUUAAUAAUUUUCCUCUGAGCUGUGAAUUGAAUAUUAUUGCAGUUAAGAUAUAUAUUUAAAAUGCAAUACUUGUUUUAAUAAUAAUAUAUAUGAAAAAAAAGAAAUGAUUUCAAAAAUGAAAAUCAUUUCUCCAUUUUCUAAAAUGUUCCUUAAAUUGUUGUUUAAGAAUCAAAUGUCUAAUUUUAAGAAAUGUCUCUACUUACUUUUUAUAAUUUUUUUUAAUUUCAGAAAAAAAAAAUUAUAAUUUGACGAUUGUGAACAUAAUUGCGAUUAUUGUUCUUAAUUUACUAAUUGUAAUUUUCAGGACAAUUUUCAUUAAUAAUUUUGUAAAAACUGUAUCAUAAUAUUAUACUUAAUUUUUGAUAAUGAAAAUUUGUGUCCUUGAAAAAUGUCUUGAGUUACAAACAAAAAAAAAAGAAUGAAGCAUUGUACAUAAUAUUAAUUAUCGAUGUUUUCUAUGUUUUUGUUACAUUUUUAAAAAAAAGUUUUCAUUAGAAUAUGUGCAUAAUUUGUAAAUACCCGUGAUACUCGUGAAAAUGUUUAAAUAAUAUUUACUUAUAGUUGUAUAAAGUUUUUAAAAUAGAGAAGAAGAAAAAAACGCCUCUUCUAAUACAUAUCGAUGCUUUUACAAAUUCAAAAAAAAAAGAAAGAAAGAAAUAAACGAAUUGCAUAUUUUUAGUGUGUUCAAUCGAGAAUUCAUUAAUUUGCCAAUUUGUAAUGCCAAAGCAUCUGAGAAAAAAAAACAUUUCAAGGCUACAACAAAAAAAAAAAAAAUGAUUAUUUCACGGCAUUCUAGUCGUUACCGCCUUAAUUGAAAAGUUUCUACUAUGUUCUCGUGAACGUUUAACGUUUUUUUUUUGUAAAUUUAACGAAAUAUUAACUUUAUUUGAUAGAAAAAAAAUUAUAAUUAUAAAAUUAUUAAAUUAUAAAUAUAGAAAAUUGAAGGAAAUUUUUUUUCCAAGUUCUAUGAUUCGAAAUAUCGCUAAUUUGUAUAAUUUUUAUUAGAUUGUCUAAAUUAUAAUAUAUUAAAAAAAAUUUUCGUGGUUCCUUGCAAAAAAAAAAAAAGAAAAAUUAUUUCUAAAACUAACUCGUUUCUUUUUCUAAUUAUUCAAUAUAAAAAUAUUUU
Molecule: messenger RNA, 8537 nt
Organism: Leptopilina boulardi
Lineage: Eukaryota; Metazoa; Arthropoda; Insecta; Hymenoptera; Figitidae
Gene: pcx
Product: pecanex-like protein 1
Exons: 15
Coding region: 208-7014 (2268 amino acids)
Biological process (GO): endoplasmic reticulum organization
Cellular component (GO): endoplasmic reticulum; membrane
Source: RefSeq, a predicted model, not a curated record